GAAAACCUUUUACUUCGCAUUAUAUUUAUUUCAAUCCAUAAUGUGGCGUUUUCACGUUGGAAACGUCAAUUUAUUUUUCCCUCUGAUAUGUUUGUGUGUUUAAAAUUGUUCUGACCUAAAUAUCCAGGUUAUGAAGCAAACACCUCCUGGAAACAGGUCUGAAUCGGAGAAGAAAAGGACAGGACAUGAGUGUUCAGAGCAUGGAGGCGCUACCAGGAGACAGGCCAGUACAUCAGGAGACGUGGAGGAGGCCGUAGGAGCAGCAGGACCACUACCUCCACCUUUGUGCAAGGAGGAACAGGAGGAGCACUGCCAGAGCCCUGCAAAAUUACCUCCAGCAGGCCACAAAUGUGCAUGCGUCUGCUAAAACGGUCAGAAACAGACUCCAUAAGGGUGGUAUGAGGGCCCGACUUCCACAGGUGGGGGUUGUGACAGGAAAAAAGAGAAGAAAAACAUGCUCCCUCUGGCCAACCUGAAGAUCUGAGACGUGGAAAAAGGCUUCAUGCCCAACAAACACUCAUUCGCUAUCUUCAACACGGAGCAAAGGCCAAGGGAGAUGACUGAGCUCCAGUAGACACCUUCUCCAUGGACCCUCAGCUGGAGAGGCAGGUGACAACGAUCCGUAACCUGGUGGACUCCUACAUCAGCAUCAUCAAGAAGACCAUCAGAGACCUGAUACCCAAGACUAUCAUGCACAUGAUCAACAGUGUCUGUAACCUGGUGGAUUUCUACAUCAGCAUCGUCAAGAAGACCAUCAGAGACCUGAUACCAAAGACCAUCAUGCAUAUGAUCAACAGUGUCCAUAACCUGGUUGACUCCUACAUUAGCAUAGUCAAGAAGACCAUCAGAGACCUGAUACCCAAGACCAUCAUGCACAUGAUCAACAGUAUAAGUGUGUGCGCAUGCGUACUAGACCUCCACUACAUUAGUGGAACAGCCCAACACCGUGCAGGACGUUUGGCAUUUGCCAGAGAACACCAAGAUUGUCAAAUUCGCCAAUGGCGUGCUCUUGACAGAUAAAAGCAGGUUCACACUGAGCACAUGUGACAGGUAUGCAGGUGUGAUUGGCCCUGGGUUUCUCCUAAUGCAAGACAAUGCUAGUGUGUCAGCAGUUCCUGCAAGACGAAGGCAUUGAUGCUAUAGACUGGUCCGCCCGUUCCCUAGACCUGAAUCCAAUUGAGCACAUCUGGGACAAUAUGUUUCGCUUCAUCCACCAACGAAAAUUUGCAACACAGACUGUCCAGGAGAUGGCGGAUGCUUUAGUCCAGGUCUGGGAGGAGAUCCCUCAGGAGACCAUCCGCCACCUCAUCAGGAGCAGGCCCAGGCGUUGUAGGGAGGUCAUACAGGCACGUGGAAGCCACACACACUACUGAGCCUCAUUUUGACUUGCAUCAAAGUUGGAUCAGCCUGUACUGUGUUUUUCCAGUUUAAUUUUGAAUGUGACUCCAAAUCCAGACCUCCCUGGGAUAAUAAAAUUAAUUUUCAUUGAUAA
Silurus meridionalis is the source of this 1492-nucleotide messenger RNA. Its product is annotated as dynamin-2-like. Gene Ontology annotation, molecular function: microtubule binding; GTPase activity; GTP binding. The transcript has 4 exons. The record is from RefSeq and is a predicted model, not a curated record. The coding region runs from base 586 to 1020 and encodes 144 amino acids. Gene Ontology annotation, cellular component: microtubule; membrane; cytoplasm. Lineage: Eukaryota; Metazoa; Chordata; Actinopteri; Siluriformes; Siluridae.